Messenger RNA from Schistocerca gregaria, 7794 nucleotides. RefSeq lists its product as uncharacterized. The transcript has 12 exons. The coding region runs from base 754 to 4212 and encodes 1152 amino acids. Lineage: Eukaryota; Metazoa; Arthropoda; Insecta; Orthoptera; Acrididae. The record is from RefSeq and is a predicted model, not a curated record.
AUAGUGGCGUGGCCAACUUCAGGCUGUGAUAGUGGACUAAGCAAUAUACGUUUUGUCUUGUAGUUCUGUUACUUUGUUUAUUGUAAUGACGCCACGAUACCCGCUGAUGGCUUUGUGAAUCGGCAUUCGGUUUUCUGGACUUCGUACCGUUAGCGGGAAAACAUCUCAGGCCAGCGGUAUUGCUGCAAGUGGCGCCAUUGUUCUCUGGUCAGUAGCAAUUCAAGGCAGCCAAUCAGCCAUGUUUACUUUCCAGUGGGGUGUGUAGACCCAUAGUGGGGUGGUUUAUCAUCCCAUGAAAACACACAGUUUCAGAAUGGGAUGGAGCCUCUGUGUAGUCCAUCUGCAUAAUUAGAUGAAAAAUAGAUGUUGGCAUCUUAGUGUUAAAACACAUGUGGACAUGGAUAAAUAUGAAGAAACAGGAAUGACGAUUAUAUACUAUAGAUAUUUCUUAUAUUAGUAUGUGUGCUUGAGUUAUUGCAGACUUAUAUCAAGGUAGCAUUGUCAAUAAACAACAAUGCCACACAUGAGUAUUAUUCACUAGAACUAUUUUAUGGAACUUUUAUGCCAUUUGGAAAGCCACUUUGAAACUGCUCUUAGCUAGAAGUUGUUUGGACAUGAAGAAUAAACGGAAAGUUGCUGUACUAGCUCACUCCAGCAUUCCACAUUACCGAACAUCUCGUGAGCUAGAAUCAAUGAUUUUUAACUUAUGCUCUUCAUUGCCGUCAUGUUUCACAUGCUGAGGAUUAGAGUAGCAUGAAGUAUCCACAGCUGGUGUCAAUGCCCUCUACUGUCCAGGACUGGCUUGACGAGCAGCUUGAAGCUCGUGGCAUUGAUGCAGUGGUUUAUACCCGCUACAUCUUCAGUCUUCUGCAAAGAGAUACCUUGGACUUGUCUGACGAUCUCCUUACUCUUUCUUCUAGCAAGAGCAAGGAGGUUGGUCGUCGAGGCCGCAAACGUGGCCGGAGGGAAGAAUACUGGGAUGUUUGGGACUGUGAGCAACUCAAGCGCUCUGCUGCUGUGGAAUGCCUCAUGUCUGCUUCUGAUCAGAAAUUUGGAAUUGAGAAACUGGUUGAUGAACUUUGUGCAAAAUUAAAGGAAAUACAGAGCGAAGGUGAGAACCAUAAUCACUCCACUCCAUCCUUGCCUUCAGUCAGUGAGCCUCAGUCACAAUCACCAAGUGAUCUAGUGCAGAAGUAUUAUGCUGCUUUUCCACCUCUAACCAGGUGUAGUGAUUCCAGUAUUAAACCACCAGUUUUAAGCUCAGAUCUUUCUUCAGCUUGGGGAAAUAAGAAAAUUUUAGCAAAUUCUUUUGGAAAAAAUAAACUCCAGAUAAGUAUUUCACCAAAAAGUGGUAAAACAUUGGGUGCUACAAAUUGUGCUGAGAACAAAGAGAACCAGGGGAGAAAUGUUGAUAGUUUGUCAAAUGGUAUAAGAUCUAGAAACCAAAUCAAGGACAAGGACUGGACCGACAAUGCAGAGAAAGAACUGGUUUGUCCUUUUUCAUGGAGUUUUACAGGAGUGUGGAGUAAUGAAAACACAGACUUAAAUGCAUUUGCUCCCAGCGUAAAAGCUAUAGCGACAGGAUGGAGAAUAUCAAAAUACAAUAGGCAAAACCAAGGGGAACCACAGGGGACACUAUCUUUGGAAGACACACUGAGCAUGGAAGGAGAAAUGUGGAAUAUUGGUUCAUGCAAUUUUUAUGGCCAUCACGUGCAGAAUGAAUUAACAGAAGACAUGGGAAAUGAAAGUGAAAGAAUACAGGAUUAUGAGGGUGAGUCAGGCCAGAAUGUGGAUGAAAAUUUGGCCCAACUAAUUGCGAAAUUUGACCACAGUAUAGAAGCUUUGUGGAGUCCAGAGAGUAGGUCUGAAAAUUCAUCACCAAGUAACAGGGUAAUUGGAUCUGAAACACCAUUGGAGAACACUUUCAUUACUUGUGCUGAACAAGAAAACUCGGGAAGUAAGAAUUUACCUGUUGGGAGCUUAAACACUUCUUUCAUACGUUGUGGUACGAAUAUUAAAAGCUCUAUAUGGUCAAGUCAGCCAUCUGAUACAGUACCUCUGGCCACAGAUGAAAACAAGGUGGACUUAGUAGAACAAGAAAAUGUAAGCAGUUGUCUUGUUAGUGACAGAGAGAACAAUGAUGAAAGUCAGUACAUUGACAAAACCAAGCAGGAUGUUGAUAACCUUGAUGCAGUAAUUAAUGGCACAGAAAAAGUAGUGGGAAGUAAAUCAAAUAAAUUAGGAGAUCAAGUAUGUAAGAAGAACAUAGCUCCCAAAAACUAUUUUCCAUUCUUGAAACUUGGAAGUAACAUGGCUGCUGGAAAUGUGAAAAUGGAGAUGGGAAGAUCAGAAUGGAAUAAGUUUGAUGGAUUUUCAUCAAUGGCACCUGUUUUACCAUUGGAAGAAUGCCUACAUCCUGAAAGACCAAAUAAUGUCUGGAAUAGAAGAUGGCCAACUACUGAGAGUUCAAACAUACUAACAAACAACUUCCCACAUUAUAAUAUGUUUCCAAAUUGCAGCAGUUUUUCAGAUGGUAGUUUUGGGACAUUGAAUCAUAAUAGAGAGGAUAGUAGUUUCACAGAAGUAGUUCCAAAACAGUCAUUUUGCAAUUUUGCUUCAGAUAAUAAAUUUGUUGCUGUUCCGCCCAGUACAGUUCUUAAACACUCUGAUGGAAUUUAUAAUGUAGCAACAGAAGGUAGAAAAACAAAUGAAGUGACAGAUAAUGUUAAGGACAAGGAAGAAGAAGAUUUACUUACUUCUACCAGAACACACUUUCGUCCAAUACGACAGGAGAGCUCAGACUCCCAUAACAAUAACACGGGAUGCUAUGCUGAUGGGACAACUUUUGUAAUCCCUAACAGUUUGGAGUCUGUUCCUUUCAAAAGAAGUGAAAGUGGUGCUCUGUAUUUGGAAACAGAUUUAGGCAUAGAGACUCCAAAAAAGUACAUGGAGUACAAAGAGAAAGAACUUUAUAGUGGAAGGCAUAAGGCUGCAAGAAGCCCUGAUAGUGUAACAUCAGCAGGAAAAGAUUUUGUACCAAAAUUUAGAGUACGUCAGAUUGAAAAAUGUUGCCAGACAGAGGCAUCUGAUGAAAAUGCUACAAGUGAUGAGGAAGUUGAUACUAAAAGAAGCAGGCAAGAGUCAAAAGAAAAUGAAUUUUACUUCCCAGGAGAUGAACAUUUUGCUGAAAAGAUUGUUAACUGUUUGGAAAUUGAUGACGAUCAUGUUGACCAUACAUUGGAGAGCAAACAGCCAUUUUCUAUGCUAUUCACAAGCAACAAUACCAAUGACAGUAAGUUAACACCGCUGAUGAAACAAAGUGAGCAGUAUCAGGCCAUGAGAACAUCAGAGAAUGUGUCUGUAUCAUCAGAGGAAAUGUCAUAUCGGUGGAGUGCUGCUGUAAAGAAUUGUUGCAAAUGCAACCGUAACAGUACUGCGUGGAAAACAGGUUGGCUGAAAGAAUCGCAUGGCUUACCUAUGUCUCGGGAUGAAAUUUGGAGCGCAUCAGUAUCCACCAUUCAGUCACAUGCCUGGUAUGAUAUUUGGAGUGGUACUUAUGAUGGUACUGGAGACACUUGUAAGAAGUGUGCUGGUGUAGAUCACACUGCAUCACAGGACAUGAAUCCUGAGCACAUGAAGCUACGUGAAGAACUUAGUCUGGACGGAGAGCAACUGCUUUCUGAUUUACGCUAUGUGCAACAUUUGUACCAAGGAUCAGACUCGAAUGACUCUGGAGCUGGUUGCACCGAGAAGAUGCAGUGCCUUUCUCCAUCAUCAGAAACAGAAGCAAGCAAUGACGUCCAAUUGUACGAUGACUCAGAUUUUGGUGUCAGUCAAGCAGCACCUAUGCACUGUAGCCCCAGUCAAAAUGGGCUUGAUGGGAAGGAAAAUGAGUCAUUUGAAGAUUUUGGUGCAACAAACUCUCGGAGGAUGCUGUCGAAUAAGGUUCUGUUAUCCAUGGAAGUGGGUGCAGAAAAGAAAAUGAACGAACGACCCUUCAGUCUAAAAAUGCCAGCAAAAGACAGAAAAAGGCGGCAUUCCGGGUGCCUGCGACAGGUCAGCGACAAUCAGCAUUUUGAAGCCCCAAGCACUGGCUUCCCUGCUGGACGUGAACCUUCUGCUGCCAUGGGGUGCCGUCUUCGGACCAUACCGGACACAACUCGCUUGAAGGGAUCCUGUGUCCCCCGUUCGCUUCGUCCUGUUACCUUGUGAACCUGAUACCAGGGUAAUAGGUGGUACUAGAUCAAUUAAAAUUAUUUUAUGUUGUGGAUUUCAUUCUGUGUGUGUGUGUGUGUGUGUGUGUGUGUGUGUGUGUGUGUGUGUGUGUGUGUGUGUGUACAACUAUAACGUGUGAAUAUCUGACACACGCUUCACAGUUUAAAUUUCUUUCUUCGAUGUGAGGCUGCUUUAAAAUCUGUAUUGGACGGAGUACAGUUAUCACUGUUAUCUUUUAGAGCAUAUAGUCCUGUCUGUUUUGAGAAAUAUUGAUGUUUCAUCAUAGCAGCUGGAAUUGUGCAAUGUGCCAAGUGCUGGGAGAAAUAAUUUGUAUGCAGCCCAUUGAAGCAAUUGCAUGGUGUGAUAUCUGUUUAAAAAAAUUAGAACAAGUGGUAAUUGGAAAAUAUAAGCACAUUAUUAACUGUUAAUUGGAUAUUUUUCCUUGCCAGUGACAGUACAUUUCCCUUGUUUUUAGAAAAGGGAAGUUAGUAACCAUGAGAAUAUUUCAUUAGGAAUGAGAAUGAGUAGCAUCUUUGUGUAUAUAGUUACUACAUACUAAUUUAUAAGACUGUACAUUGUCUUCAGAAUCUACAGUCAUAUAAAUGCAUUGAAUUACAUAAUUUUUCAAGCUAAUAACACUGGAACAGCUGCCAUUGGCAUGGAAAAAUACUUGACACUAACAUAUGAUCAAUUAUUUACGGAAAGCAAUCAUUGUAAUCUGUUAAAAUGUACUGAAGAAAAUUGAUUUAUACAUAUUCUGUUUAUUGUGUUAAUGUAAAAUCAUUGUUUGUGUAUGGCACUGCUGAUGAAAUAGUUUAGUAGUGGAAAUCAUCAGCAGUACAAGUACUAGUAGGGUACUGGUAAACAUGUUCCAGUGAAUCCUACAUAUUUAUCUCAUACAUAAAUAUUUUUGUGUCAACUUGUGCUCACAUUUAUGAGAAGAAAAGAAAUGAGCAUAGUAGCUGGUGCAUAUGAAUCAUUGUUAUUUAUGUAUAUCAUAUAUUUCACUGCACCACAUUGUAAAUGUUAUCUGUUAUAUUUAUCACAUAGUGUUGGAGGUUUCCCAUUGGCAAGUGUCAGAAUACACCUACACUUAGAACAAUCUUAAAAACUUAUUUGUAUAUGUCCACUUAAAAAAAAAAAAAUCAUUAGUGUGACUAAAAAAUGCAUAUGUUGGAGGGCAAUUACUUUUUUUAAGAUUGCUCUUAAUUUUUCAUUGGACUUACUUGGAGCUCAUGUUGUAACAGAAAAUUCUGUCACGUGCUGUUAGACAUCUUCAUUUUUUCUUUGUUAGAGAUCUUGUUUUAGUUGUUGCUGCAACUUGACUGUUACCAGGAUGUUUUAAGAGUGGUUGAAUUACAACUAAUAGUGUAAUUGUAUUCUGACAGAUGUUUGGGAUUUUGUAUUCUAAUUGUCAGUCAUUUGUUUUCUGUAAUAUUGUGAGGAUUGUGUUAUAGUUUCUGUCCUGACGUUAUAGAAUUUUUUAAGGCAAUUUAAAAAUUUGUGCAACUAAGUGGUACCAUUCUGUUUUAUCCUAUAUUUUGGAUAUUCUGCAUCUUAACUUCCAAGCUCGCUUUAUUGUUCCACCUAAGUGUACCAUCAGAGACAUUAAUUUUUUUUUUCCUUGCUAGACUUGGCUAAAUCCUUACUCCACUCUACUUUAUGGCACAUUACCAGACAUCUGUAGAGAAACAUUUGUUUGUUGAAAACUCACUUUUAACAGUCGAUGCAAAUAUUACAGCAGAGAUGUGCAAAAAAGUAGUAGUUUAAUGUUCUUUUGCAAUGAAAUAUUUAUCAUAUUUAUUUUUCUGUGUGAAAUCUAAAUUCACUCCUUUUUCUUCAUAAUCUCAUUAUGUAUAAGAUUUGGCACUCUGAUUUGUUUCCUUGUAGUUUGGUAAUCUGUAUUACCAUUCAGGGUCAGUGUUGAGUAGAAGCUUCAGAUUGAUAUCUGACAGUUCAUGAAAUUGCACUGUUGUUUAAUCUUCUGUAUAUAUGUUAAUCCAGUAUAAUGUAAUAAUAAGAUCUAAUGUGAUAUGUGGCUGUAGAUGGCUUCUGUAGUGUGUUAGUAAAUCAUAAAACUACAAAUGAUUGCUUAAGGAAAAUCAUCCAAUGUGUACAUUUGCAGCCACAUUUCACAAGUUAAUAAUUUACUUUGUGGAAACCAUGGAACAUAAUGUAUGUUGAAAUUUCCCUCUAGGGGUAACUUAUCUCCUGCUUGGUUUCUCUGUCUCUGUAAGCGAGUGAGAGGGAGAGAGGGGGACAUGCAGGCAGUUAGUAUUCACAUACGCGUAUCUUGAGAUUAUUUUGUAACUUAAUUCAGGAUAGUACUGGAUUCUCCUAUUGGCAAAUAUUUCUUAACCUCUGCCACAUUUUCUCAUGUUUUUGUGUGUGUUCCAUGGUUUCAGAGAGAGGUAGAGAUGGGAGGGGACAUGAAAAGUGUCUCCUUUGUUGUUUAGAUUGUUGAGGAAAAGGAGGAAGAAACUAGUAGUGUGUGUGUGUGUGUGUGUGUGUGUGUGUGUGUGUGUGUGUGUGUGAGAGAGAGAGAGAGAGAGAGAGAGAGAGAGAGAGAGAGAGAGAGAGAGAGAGAUGUAUUUGGUACAUAUGAAAUUGUAUAAUGUUAAUAAUAUAAGCCAGGUUAUCAUGGCAUUUAGCAAGCCCACCAAAUACAUUGUGAGACCUGCCUUGUGGCUAGAGGGCUUGCUGCAACAGUAGAAUGAAUUUUUGUCCCAUCGCUGUGAUGCAUUACUAACUUGCAUUUUUUGGUGACAUUGUUGGGAAUUCAAUGUUUUGAUAGGUAUCAGAUUAACCUGCGUACUAAGAAAACUUUGGUUUUUAACAACCAGUAGUUAUUCUUCACCAUUUAGCUAAUGGUCUAUGGUACGUUUGAAAUUCACAAAUUGUCGGGGUUCUGUAGAAGCAGGCCAGUAUUUGAUUGUCACCAGAGCCCACUCUUUUGUUUUCUUUUUUUCAUUGAAAGCAGUUUCAAAUCAGAAGCAAACAAAAAAAUUUCUUUUUGAAGAAUUUGUUUGGGUGUUAGCUUCUAAUGUAAAAUCGUUAUAUUUAAUGAGUCUGAAAAUUUUCCUUUCCUAAAUUUCUUAAAAUGAUAUAAACUGUUUUAGGCUACAAUUGUAAUUGUCUUAUCAGUAACAAAUAAACUGCUGUUGAAUUAAAAAUUUUCCUACCUGAAAUUAAAUGGGAAAAAUGUUGAAGAAAAGCAAUAAUCAUUUGUUUUUCAAGUGUAUGGAAGAAAGUAAAUUACCUGUCAGUCAGUUUAAAAGAAAAGUCUGGAUUGCUUAACAGGCUUAUUGAAAUUUUGUCUUAUUUUAAAAUAUAUUUCAUUUCCUGUAUGUUGUUGGAUGUGUUAGUCAGGGGCCUGUGCAUAAUAAAAAUGGCUUCUUGUUACGUGUGGAAGCCUAAUAUUGCAUCUUACAGGUAACAUUCUCUUUGAAUUCCACUCCAACUGCAGCCAGGAAUGUUAUUUUGCUUUGGAAUUUCUUUUUGGGUUAUGAGAAAAUUAACAUAAUUGUUAAAAUGUAUCAUUGUGCUACAAUGCAGGAAAAAUAAAUAAAUUCUGUUACA